This is a messenger RNA of Penaeus indicus, 3466 nucleotides long. RefSeq names its product protein mono-ADP-ribosyltransferase PARP12-like. The transcript has 2 exons. Gene Ontology annotation, cellular component: nucleus. NCBI's taxonomy places the organism in Eukaryota, Metazoa, Arthropoda, Malacostraca, Decapoda, Penaeidae. The coding region runs from base 243 to 2267 and encodes 674 amino acids. Gene Ontology annotation, molecular function: zinc ion binding; NAD+-protein mono-ADP-ribosyltransferase activity; NAD+ poly-ADP-ribosyltransferase activity. The record is from RefSeq and is a predicted model, not a curated record.
ACUAAUUACUCAACAAAAUAGAACAUGCUAUCAAAGCGGCAACUGUGUACGUACAGGAACAGUUCAGGUUCGAGCGACGUAGCCACCAAUCACGUCCGCAACUCUCGCAGUCUCUUAUCGCCGCUCAACACUAUAUCUUGAAUAGUUGUUCAUCUACUAGUUUCUAUACAGAUGUGAAUAUCUACUGUUCAUCUUGGCUGACGACAUCGAACGGGAGCUCCUGGAAACAUAACUAAUCUACAAUGGGAAACUGGGGAUCAACUUCAUCGGCCGACCGCUCAGCAGGCUCACAGUCUGCAUCAACAGUCAUCAUCUCAACAAGUCCAUUCUCGCCAGCAGCGGCCGCCCACUCGGCAGGCUCAUAUUCAGCAUCAUCGGCCAUCCACCCAGCAAGCCAAACUGGUCUACAGUCGACAAGUGCCACUGCAUCGCAGAAAAGCAGUCUAAAUAUUCAGCACAAUUCAGGGAACAAUGUAGCAAUAAAGCCGACAAGUGCCACUGCAUCGCAGAAAAGCAGUCUAAAUAGUCAGCACAAUUCAGGGAACAAUGUAGCAAUAAAGCCGACAAGUGCCACUGCAUCGCAGAAAAGCAGUCUAAAUAGUCAGCACAAUUCAGGGAACAAUGUAGCAAUAAAGCCUUAUACUGUAAAGGCUGCUCAACAAACUGUUAAACAUUGUGUAAAUAGUGAUUAUGUCAUUCCUGAUCUGCAAACAGAUAAUUUCGAACAAACGCAAAUUAUAAAUGCCCCACUGAAUUUAAUACCAGAUAAAUUUGGAUUACGUGUAUGUCCCCAAUACAACAGUAAGAACGGGUGCCAUGCUACGCUUUGCCGGCGAUACCACAUAUGUCUUUUUUGGGCGAAGGCACAAUGCACAAGUAAUAAUUGUGAUUAUGCUCACGACUUCACCUCAUACCAUAAUACACUACUUUGCAAAAUGUUCUCUAACAGAAGAAGCUUCGAUAUCCAUGAAAAUAUUCGGGAUAAUCACAGACGCAUGAGAUUUAAAAAACAAGGUUCAGAUGGUGAAAUAUGUAUGUUCAGUAUCAGGAACAGAUGUACAAGAAGCGACUGUUCGAAAGUCCACGCUAAAAUUCCUUACCAAUGGGAGGUUCAGCUUGAUGAUUCAUGGAUAAAAUUUUCUCGCGGCCAGACCCACUACCUAGACGAAAUGUUCAGUCGACCAGACAUUGAAGAGAUUAAGCUUCCUUCCAUGGAACGCAACCUUCAAACCCAUCCGGCAUUUUCGAAAUUCUACGCCUUUUUGUCCAAGAGUAAAGUGUGGUUUGUGAAUUUUGAGACCAUGAAACUUCACUCUCAACAUAGCUGUAUGAACAUACGCAGACUGUCAACUCCUUCAGAUAUUAUGGUAGAUAUUAAUUUAGCGACACGGUGGAUCUGGUACUGGGAAGAUGACAGCGGUAGUUGGCAUCCAUACACUGAUGGAGCUGGCGAAAAAUUCCAUAUAAUUUCUCUUAGCGAUCAAAUGGAAUAUGAGAAAAUAAAUGCUAGAUCACAAAAUAUGCAAGUUCAAAUUAGUGGCAAUCCUUACAGUAUUAAUAUUAUGGACAUGUAUCAGGAAAAUAAGGAUACUAACAAAAUAAGGAAAAUACGAAGGAGACCAUCAUGUCUCCCUUCAAAAGAGAAACAUGAUACUUCAUUCAGCAGCCAAUUUUCAAUUCUGUCAGAAAAUAGAAACUUUUUGAGACACCCUGUCAGUGCAACCUCUUCUGAAUUUAGGUAUAUCAAAGGGCUGUUGCAAAUCGGAAUGGGGAGUAUUCGUGUCGCAACCAUGGAACGCAUUCAGAAUAACCACCUCUGGAAAGCUUACCAAAACAGGAAAAUUUUUUUUUCGUCCAUAUACAAAAAUGAUGCGUUCCUUAUGAACGAACAGUACCUGUUCCAUGGGACAAAGCAUGGAGUAAUCGACUUGAUCUGCAGUGAAAGCUUUGAUUGGCGGCUGUUUGGCACCAACGUAGGCAAUAUCUAUGGUAAAGGGACAUAUUUCACAAAUGAUUCAAGUUUGUCAAAUAAGUACAGUGAAAGCAAAUUAGGUUUAAAAGCUGUGUUUGUGGCUUUCGUUCUUGUAGGAACACUGACAAAAGGAAACAAGGACAUGGAGAUUCCUCCCCAAAAUGCAGAAUUUGGUAGGUGCUUUGAUACCACCUGUAAUGAUGAUUUUACACCUAACAUCUUUGUAAAGUAUAACAAAGACGAAUAUUAUCCUGCAUAUAUUGUCAAAUACUAUGAUGGAGGUUGCCGGUACUGAGAAUGUUAUAUAUACUUUACUGUGGGUUGUGAUAGUGAAGUGAGUUGUUAUAACAAUGUGAGUUGUGAGUGCCAUGUUGUGAUGCCAAUGCAUAUGACAGGCAUUCUUAGACGAGUGUUCAGUCCUGUAGGUAUUCUAAUUUUCUGCAGACACAAGCCAACAGGCGCUCCCAAAGGUGUUGAAGUCGGAUUACAGAAAGAGAGAGAAAGAAAAUGAGAUAAUUAAGGCAGUUCUGUUAUUGAUGAAGUUUAAAUUAACAAAGCAGUUACUUGAAUGUAAUAACUGGUCUGAGAAUGGACGCGCAUACCUUUAUUUAUAUUCUGAUUAUUACUACGACUACUUCUGUCACAAAUAUUUUAUUAAUAUAUGUAGUUGUUUUGUUUAAGAUAUGUCGUGUCUUUACACUUUUUGUGGAUUUUUUUUUACAUAGUUAUUCUAUGUCUAAAUUGUAUAUAAUUAGGCUGAGAAAUAAGCCAAUAUACUGUACAGCAGUAAAAAGAAAAAGUUACGACGAUCUUUAGAGCUCCACUGACCAAUAAGCAACCUUGUUUCAAACGUGUUUAAGCUCCAGCCAUCAGAGUUAACUGAACAGAUACCUGAAUGCAUUCAGUCAGCCAACUGUACUGAUGAUUGCAAUUUACUACUGACAGUAACACUAAAAAAAAAAAAAAAAAAAAAAAAAAAAAAAAUGCUAUACAGGACCUCUCUAAAAGUGUCCACUUUAUUAUACACAAAAGAAACUGCUGUCCUCGGAAGACAUAGAGGAGGGGGCUACGGGGCUGCCUCCCCCCACACUUCCCAAUGGAGCUUUGUAAAACAUUAAACCCAGUAUUUUGUAGUGUUAUAAAAAGUUGUUUUUUGUUAGAUUAUGUCAUAAAUAUACAAUGCAUGUCCAGUGAACUACGACCUGCUGUAGUUAAGGAACCUAUUCUUAUGGUUAAAAACAAACUGUUUGAGUGUAAUUGAUAUAACAAAUGAACUAGUGAUAUGUGCAUGAUAUUGGCUUUUUCUGUCUUGUACAGUAGUUAUGCAGAGAUUUCUUAGAUUAUAUUUUAAGACACUGUUCUGCAAACAUUGAUUUACCUGUUUAAUUAACCAUACGAGCAGAACGACUGAGGUGCAGCACUAUUUGUUUAGAGAUCUAUCAUGCAACCUGCUUGUUAGAAAAGAUUACUAAUAAAAUAAGUGAACCAGUUAGA